AUGCUCCUCAUCCCACUGCCAGCCUGGCUGGCCCUGGGCAUCCUGCAGCUGCCCCUUGGCAGCUCCCAGGAAUGCCUGAACCGGCAGCAGGCGCUCAGCGUGGUGCGGCAGAUGCAGAAGCUGCUGGUGGCGCAGGAGGCUGCCCACCUGCAGGGCACACGCGGGCUGCGGCAGCAGCUUUCCAUUCUCCAGAGCCACCUGCAGAGACCGGCCACCAAACGCAAUGAGAUCUGCCCGCAGCCAGCAGUGCCCCUGAAUGGACGGAUGCUGGGCCGGAGCCUGCGGGUGGGACACGAGGUUCACUUUGUCUGCGACGCCGGCUUCCGGCUGGUGGGCUCAGAGACACGCGCCUGCCGGCACAACCGCACGUGGAGCGGCACCCAGCCCUUCUGCAGAAGUAUUGAUGACUGCUCCAGCAACCCAUGUGCCAAUAGCGGGACCUGUGUGGAUGGCAACCAGAGCUACACGUGCCUCUGCCCCCCCGGCUGGUCAGGCCCCAACUGCCAGAGCCCCAUCUACUCCUACUGGGUGACACUGAGCAACACCUCCUUCAGCCGCCAGCCGCGCUGUGCCGAGGGCCGCUCCGGGUCCCGGCGCUGCAGCUGUGACUCUGGCUUCCAGCUGCAACCUGGUGGCGUGUGCCAAGAUGUGGAUGAAUGCCAGCUCUACCAGUCCAGCCCCCAGACACAGAUUUGCCUCCAUGACUGCCUCAACCUCCCUGGCUCCUAUCGCUGCCUGUGCCCCCCUGGGUAUCUGCUCCAUGCUGACCGCAAUGCCUGUGAGGACGUGAAUGAGUGCGCUGGGAAGCAGCACAACUGCAGCCAGGGUGACCUCUGCAUCAACACCUUCGGGGGCCACCGCUGCGUGCGCCCCAAGUGCCCCCCACCGCGCCACAACACCACCUAUGUCAAGACCUCUGCCUUCCAGUGCGAGAGGAACCCCUGCCCCAUGGACAGCCGAGCCUGCCAGCUGGCUGCCAGCUCCAUCUCCUUCCACUACCUGCCGCUCCAGGCCAACCGCACCGUGCCCCGUGUCCUCUUCAAGAUGUCCACCAGCCGCUCGCUGGGUGACAGCCUGCGCUUCGCCAUCACGGGCGGCCGGGGCCAGGGCGUCUUCGCCGUGCGGCGCUCGGACCGGCACACGGGAGAGCUGCUGCUCACCAGCCCCGUGGCGGGGCCAGCCACGCUGGAGGUGGAGCUGGAGAUGAGCGAGUUCUCCCACAAAGUCCUCCUGGGCAAGCACAUCUUCAAGGUCACAGCUUUUGUGUCCCCAUAUGUGUUUUGAUUCCCUUUGGAGGAUGGUGUGGGGUCAGGCCAGGGCCUUUCCCAGGGAGCAAUGGAGCAGGUUCAGCUCAGUGGUCCCAGUUUUUGUCCCGUUGGAGAUACUUCUCUUCCAUAAAUGCUUUCUCAUAGCCAUCACAGCAAAAACUGUGUCCCUAUAGGGGAAACCCCAUGGCCAAUGGAAGGACCAGCCCGGGGGUGCCUGCCUCUGCCAGCCCCCUUCCUCUCUGCCCACAUGGCACACAGAGUGAGCCAACAGCACUUGGCAUGCAGAUUCAACUUCUUGUAUCUUGUAAUCUCUAAUAAAAGUGGCUGUAGG
Molecule: messenger RNA, 1599 nt
Organism: Oenanthe melanoleuca
Lineage: Eukaryota; Metazoa; Chordata; Aves; Passeriformes; Muscicapidae
Product: fibulin-7-like
Exons: 8
Coding region: 1-1284 (427 amino acids)
Molecular function (GO): calcium ion binding
Source: RefSeq, a predicted model, not a curated record